AUGGCCACCAAACUUGUGGAUCUGGUGUACUGGCGGAGCGUGAAGUGGACCGGUGUGGUCUUCACGGGGCUGGUGAUCGCUCUGGCGAGCCUGUUCCAGCUCAGUGCCAUCACCGUGCUCUCCCACCUUUGCCUGGGUAUCAUGUGUGUCACCUUCCUCCUCCGUCUCUACUACAAGCUGCUGGAGCUGCUUCGCUGUAACCCCGGGGUGCACCCUUUCCAGUCACAUCUGGAGUAUGACAACACUCUGACAGAUAAGGACACAGUGAUGCUGGUAGAGGAGGUGGUGCUACUGGUUGCAUUCGCUGUUACAGAGAUCAAACGGCUCCUUUACAUCGACUGCAUGAUUGACUCUAUGAAGUUUGUUGUGUUCCUGUAUCUGUUGACCCAUGUCGGUGUCCUAACCAGCGGACUGACUCUCAUCAUGGCUGCUGUGAUCAUUGUUUUCUCACUUCCUCUCUUUUACAAAAAGCAGCAGAUGCGGAUAAGGAAGAUUGUUCGAGCGGUAAAAGCUUUUGUGAAGAAAAUCAAAAACAUGUGCCUCAGUCUGUAUAGUAAAGUGAGACCCUCCUCUGCUCCUGCAGCUGCCCCGAAACCUGCAGUUGUACCCGUCGCCAAACAGAAGGCCAAGUCAAAGUAG
Molecule: messenger RNA, 639 nt
Organism: Limanda limanda (common dab)
Lineage: Eukaryota; Metazoa; Chordata; Actinopteri; Pleuronectiformes; Pleuronectidae
Gene: rtn2b
Product: reticulon 2b
Exons: 7
Coding region: 1-639 (212 amino acids)
Source: RefSeq, a predicted model, not a curated record